AUGCCUCCAAAGAAACAGACCAAGAACGAAAAAAAGAAGGCCCAAAAGGUCGUCGAAGACAAAACCUUUGGCAUGAAGAACAAGAACAAAUCGGCAAAGGCUCAGCGCUAUAUCCAACAACUACAGAGUCAGGCUAAGCACAAUGCCACACAAAACCAAGACAAGAGCAAGGCGAAGAGCGUGGAUAAGAAGGAGGAGGAUCGAAAGCGACGAGAGGAACUUGCCGAGCUCUUUAAGCCUGUUCAGACACCACAAAAGGUGCCAUUUGGCACUGAUCCCAAAACCGUACUUUGUAUGUACUUCAAGCAAGGCCAUUGUGAGCGAGGAGCCAAGUGCAAGUUUUCACACGACCUUAACGUGGAUCGUAAGCAACAAAAGAAAGAUCUUUAUACCGAUUCUCGAGCAAACGACACAAUGGAGAAUUGGGAUCAAAAGAAGCUCGAGGAAGUCAUCAAUAAGAAGAGCAGCAAGCAACCUCCUACCGACAUUGUGUGCAAGUUCUUUUUGGAAGCCAUUGAAAGCAGCAAAUAUGGAUGGUUUUGGGAAUGUCCAAAUGGCGGUGAUAAUUGUAAAUACCGUCAUGCAUUGCCACCUGGUUUUGUGCUGAAAUCCCAACAGGCAAAGAAGGCUGAAAACAAAAAGGAGAUCUCUUUGGAAGAAUUCUUGGAGAGCGAGCGUCACAAACUUGGUUCUAAUUUGACACCAAUGACCCUUGAGACUUUCCAGGAGUGGAAGAAGAACCGUGUUGCCAAGAAGGAUGCAAAGGAACAAGCUGAGCGUAAGGCUAAGGAAACUCGCAUGAAAGCUGGCCGAUCACAAGGCAUGUCCGGUAGAGAUUUGUUUGAAUUCAACCCAUCACUGGCUAUGGAGGAGGAUUAUGAUGAUGAAGCUAUGGAUCUUUCCAUGUAUGAACGGCACGAUGAUGAUGAUGAUGAGGAGGAGAACCAGGUUAGCCAAGGUGUACAAAACAUGUCUGUGCAGGAUGCCGCUCAAAGCGGCAGCUCUGCCUAA
Molecule: messenger RNA, 1011 nt
Organism: Lichtheimia ornata
Lineage: Eukaryota; Fungi; Mucoromycota; Mucoromycetes; Mucorales; Lichtheimiaceae
Exons: 4
Coding region: 1-1011 (336 amino acids)
Biological process (GO): cytoplasmic translation
Cellular component (GO): cytosol
Molecular function (GO): metal ion binding; mRNA binding
Source: RefSeq, a predicted model, not a curated record